AUGUCAAAUGUAAAUGAAGAAGGUAGUAAGAAUAAUAAUUUAGUAGAUAAUAGUAAAAUAAUAAUAGUUCCCAAUCAAAAAGAAUCUUCUGAUAAUAAAACUAAAAAGAAAAAGAAAAAUAAGAAUAAAAAAAGUGGAAAUGAUGAGAAUAGGAAAUACUCCACUGAUAAAAGUAUUAUUAAUAUUACAAAAAAUAUAAAGGAUGAAAUUAAGGAUAAUUUAGUAUUAGAUACAAUAAAUAAUAUUAAAAAUGAAGAAACAAAUAAGGAUCAAAUAGAAACUUCACAAAUAGUACAAAGUAAUAAAAGUAAACUAGUUCGUCUUUUACCAGUAAUUUUUAUAUUUAUUUUACUAUUAGGAAUAUAUCUAAUAUAUAUAAUGUAUCACUGUUUGCCAUUAAUAUAUAAAGAUUAUAAAAAAGUUUAUAUAAAUUAUGAUUUUAAAAGGGGAUUAAUUGAGAUAAUUAUUUUUCAUUUUUUUUUGAUAAUGUAUUUGAUAAAUUAUAUAUUAUCAAUUAUAAUACCACCUGGAUCUAUACCUAAUACAGAAGAGUGGGCAUUCAAUGAUUAUCAAGAAAAUUAUACAGAUGAGAUAGAAUAUUAUUUAUUAGAAAAAAAAAAAUCAGGAGAAAGAAGAUAUUGUAAAUGGUGUUGUAAAUUUAAACCUGAUAGAACUCAUCAUUGCCGUGUUUGCAAGACAUGCAUUUUAAAAAUGGAUCAUCAUUGUCCAUGGAUAUACAAUUGUGUUGGAUGGAAUAAUCACAAAUAUUUUAUGCUUUCAUUAAUUUAUUGCUGUAUUACUAGUAUAUUUGUUUCAAUUACUAUGUUCAAUUCAGUUAAAGAUGCUAUUAAAAAUGUGAAGACACCAUUUAGUGAAAUGUUCCUACUUUUAUUUGGAGAAACUUUAAAUUCAUUUUUAGCUCUAAUUAUAACAUGCUUUUUAUUUUUUCAUAUAUGGCUAAUGAUUAACGCAAUGACAACAAUAGAAUUUUGUGAGAAACAAACAAAUUAUCAAAAUCAAUCCUACUCAAAAUAUUAUAAUAAAGGUUUAUGGGGAAAUUUCAAAGAUGUUUUUGGUGAUUCUCCUUUUUUAUGGUUUCUACCAAUUGAUAAUAGAAAGGGGGAUGGUAUAAAUUUUGUAAAAGGUUAUAAUAGAGGACAUAGUGAAGAAACAACAGAUGAAACAUUACCAAUAAAAGGAAAAUGUUAA
Plasmodium gallinaceum is the source of this 1209-nucleotide messenger RNA. It is a transcript of the gene DHHC7, whose product is annotated as palmitoyltransferase, putative. Gene Ontology annotation, molecular function: palmitoyltransferase activity. Bases 1 to 1209 code for a protein of 402 amino acids. The record is from RefSeq and is a predicted model, not a curated record. The transcript has 8 exons. Lineage: Eukaryota; Apicomplexa; Aconoidasida; Haemosporida; Plasmodiidae.